Ostreococcus tauri is the source of this 2583-nucleotide messenger RNA. RefSeq names its product Glycoside hydrolase, catalytic domain. The transcript has a single exon. Gene Ontology annotation, biological process: glucan catabolic process. Bases 1 to 2583 code for a protein of 860 amino acids. NCBI's taxonomy places the organism in Eukaryota, Viridiplantae, Chlorophyta, Mamiellophyceae, Mamiellales, Bathycoccaceae. Gene Ontology annotation, molecular function: beta-glucosidase activity. Gene Ontology annotation, cellular component: cell surface; extracellular region. The record is from RefSeq and is a predicted model, not a curated record.
AUGGCGAACGAGCGCAGUGGAUUGAUCGCGGACGCGCGGCUGGGUGUUGGCGCCUACGGCGUCCCUCGAGGAACGAAGCCGCGACGCGGGCGGCUCUACGGACCCUUCGGCGACGCCGACGUCGCGGGAGAGGUGCGGGGGGGGGUGGGCGACGGGCGCGCGAGCGCGUCGACGCGCGCGCGGUCGAGCGGACGACACGCGUGGCUGUGCGCGGCGCCGUUGGCGUUGCUCGCGCUCGCGCUGGGGGUGAGGGUGUUGGCGUCGGUCGCCCCGGAGGAGAUUGAACGCGUGCGAGGGGUGGGAGGAUGGUGGCCGCCGUGGCGGAGGCACGCGAGUCACGCGCGAUGGCCCGGGCGUGAGAGCGGGGUGAACGCGACGACGCCGGAGGCGACGUUCGCGAAUGGGACGCGGGCGAAUCAGACGACGUCGUCGCCGCCGCCGCUGGCGUCGCCGGCGCCGGCGCCGGUGGCUACUUCGUCGCCAUGGGGGACGUGGGCUGGGACGGAGACGAUAGAACACGCGAACAUGCCGAAGUUUGAGAGCGGGCAGUCGCUGGGCGUCGCCUUGAACGGGUGGUUGCACUUGGAGGAGUGGUUCUUUUCGCAAGGUGCGUCGCACGCGGUUGCGGCGGAUAUUCGAGAGGAGAACGGCGUCGCGUUUCCGCCGAUGUUCCCGGAUGCGACGUCUUUAGGGUUUCAAUGGGCGUCCGAGGGAGAUCUGGUGCGUAAGCUCGUGGAUCACUACGGGCAAAAGUCAGCCGUCGGCGCCUUCACGGCGCACCGGGCGCAGUACAUCACGGACGACGACUUGAUUGAGAUUGCGUCGCAGGGCAUAAAGAUCGUUCGAUUACCCGUGUCGUGGGCCGUUUUCGCUCGAGAUCCCGCCACCGUGGCUCGCGGAGGCGAGCGCGUUUUGGUCGAUCCCGUGUACCCGGACAGACUCUUCGUGAACAUGGCGGGGGCGGACCUGGACCACGUCGUCGAGCGCAUUAGAAACGCUGGGCUCAAGGUGAUGAUAGAUUUGCACAACAUGCCCGGCGGCUCGGCGGCGGGAUCUUACAACGGAGUGUUUCCACACCCACCGAUGAUGUUUGCGAGGAGUGAUUUGCAGCGUACCGGUUUAUUGGUCGUGCGCAACAUGCUGAAAUGGUUCAAGGCGCUCCCUGCGGAUUCACGUUUGGCUGUGCAUGGAAUGCAGCUGCUCAACGAACCCGGGCAUCUGCUCCCCGAACAACGAUCCGCUGUAUUGAGUUGGCUCUCGUCGGCGAUUCAGGCGUACAAGGACGACGUCGUGGGGGUGAAUGGGGUGAACCCAGCGGAACGCGUGCCGUUUCUUUAUGUGAAUCUCAUCGAGACGAUGGGCAUGAAUGUCGCUGACAUGGCGGCGUGGAUGCGCACGCAGUUCACUCCUCGAGAGCUCGAGCAGUGGGCGGUGUUGGACGUGCAUAAUUAUUUUGCGUGGUCGUCUCUCACCGGUUGUGACGGUGGAUGUCAGUUCAGCUGCCGCGAUAGCCCAGCGGUGGUCGGACAGCGCGUGGCGGAACACGCCGAGGAAUGGGCGAAGACAUUUCGGCUGGCGGCGAAGACGUAUGGGGUGCAGAACACUGCGUGCUCUGAGUGGUCGCUCGCGACGCUCGCCGACUCUUCGAGAAUGUGUUCAAAUAGAGAAAUAUUAGACGUCAUGUUUCAGCGCCAGGUACAGGUGUACCGAAGCGCAGAGAUCCAAAGUUUCUUCUGGGGAUGGAAGAUGCCGCACGGUGGUCCGCACACAAAGGCGUGGUCGUUGAAGGAUUAUCUUUCUUCGAGCACGGGGAAGCAGGAUGAGCCGGAGCACGAGCUUGUGCCUCACGGCGUUGCUUUAGAAAGCACGCUCGCCAUGCCCGAGGGUUCUAGCAAGGAGGAUCGAGAUCGUCUGAUUCGAGCCUACAGCAAUUUCCCUGAAAAAGAGGACGAGCUCGAGGAUGGUCCCGAUACUGUCAAGCUUCGCAUGAAGGAUAUAUUGCAUCUCAUUCAGGAAGCGGCUCACAACACGGGCGUGGCGGCGAUUGGUCACGGAGGGAGUCGCACGGCAAAAACGGGGGCCGCCGAAGCAGCUGCGGAGGAUUAUUUGCGCGCGAGCUCAAAGUUGAAGGAGAUUGUGGACACCGGAGCGUACGACGAGGAUGAUGACGCCGAAAUCGUCGUCGUUCAUCAUCGUAAAGGACAACCGGAGGUGAGUAAUCACGAUAAUGAGCACAAAGAGGAAAUACCGACGGAGCGUAACGUCGUACCGGCACCGACUGCCUCAGUUGCGCCGAAUAUCUCGAGCACACCGCCCAGGGAAAACGCCACUUCUGCCGUCGGAGCGAAAGACGAGGCAGAGAAGCCUUCGACGAAGUCCGGCUCUAUUGAGUCACUCUUCGACGAGUCAAAGACGCAACCGCCUUCACCUCCUCCGCCGAUGCCUCCACCGCCGCCAAAUCCACCGAAACCCCCCUCCAAAGAGGUUCUCGAAGCGCACAAGAAAGCCGCUGACACGCUGUCCGAGCUGGAUUUCAGUUCAAACACAGCAAACAUCGACGAACAAAUGCUCUCGUCGAUGUAG